Molecule: messenger RNA, 1740 nt
Organism: Hippopotamus amphibius kiboko
Lineage: Eukaryota; Metazoa; Chordata; Mammalia; Artiodactyla; Hippopotamidae
Gene: COTL1
Product: coactosin like F-actin binding protein 1
Exons: 4
Coding region: 203-631 (142 amino acids)
Biological process (GO): regulation of actin filament polymerization
Cellular component (GO): plasma membrane; cortical actin cytoskeleton; site of polarized growth
Molecular function (GO): actin filament binding
Source: RefSeq, a predicted model, not a curated record
CGGAACUGCACCCGCGCUCGCAGCCGGGAGCUGGCAGCUCGGAGCUCAGCGCUCGCUUCCCCGCGCUGCCGCCGCCGCCGCCGCCGCCCGCCCGCCCGCCCUCGGCGCGCCGCCGCCCCGCUCCUCUGCGGUCCCUGCAGCCGGCCCGAAGCGCGCUCUUCCGUCGCUACGAGCCCCGCAUCCCCCUUGCGGCACCGCGGCGAUGGCCACCAAGAUCGACAAAGAGGCUUGCCGGACGGCGUACAACCUGGUGCGCGACGACGGCUCGGCAGUCAUCUGGGUGACUUUUAAAUAUGACGGCUCCACCAUCGUCCCCGGCGAGCAGGGAGCGGAGUACCAGGACUUCAUCCAACAGUGCACGGAUGACAUCCGAUUGUUCGCUUUCGUGCGCUUCACCACCGGGGACGCGAUGAGCAAGAGGUCCAAGUUCGCUCUCAUCACGUGGAUUGGCGAGAACGUCAGCGGGCUGCAGCGCGCCAAGACCGGCACGGACAAGACCCUGGUGAAGGAGGUGGUACAGAAUUUUGCCAAAGAGUUUGUGAUCAGUGAUCGGAAGGAGCUGGAGGAAGAUUUCAUCAAGAGCGAGCUCAAGAAGGCGGGGGGAGCCAAUUACGAUGCCCAGACGGAGUAACCCCUGCGCACCCCGCCCCUUGCCGAAGUCAUCUGCCUGCUCCCCGGGGGAGGGGACCGCGGCCUCAGCUACCAGCCCACCAGCCCAGGGAGAGGAGACGCAAUGCGAGGCAACGCCCGCCACCCCGCCGAAAACCCAGCUCCCCUCCCCACUUCCCUUGUGCACCUGCUGUGUCCUAGCCCAUGAAGCUCAUGCAACAUCUUUCUUUCCUCUUUGUUUUCUUUCUCUCCCCCCCCUUUCUUGUUCUAAAGAAAAAUCAUUUUGAUGCCAAGGUCACGCACAUCAUCCGAUCAGAGGUGCCUCCCGUGGUGACCCUUGCCUGGUAUUUCUCUGACGCACAAGCAGCCUGCCCGGCCUCACCCGCCAACCUCAUGUCGCCUCUGGCGCCUGGGCCGUGGCCGCGAUCUCGGUUUUCUUUGCGGCCUGCCUGCUUCCCGCUGAGGAGGCAGGAGCUGUGCCCUCAACGGCGGCCUCCACAAGCACACACGUGUCCCGCUGGCCAGGCUCACGCCCCCGAGAGUCGCUCCAGAGCCCCGAGCUCACCCCCCCAUCAGAGACGGUGCUCGGUGGAGAGAUGUGCAGGCCUGACUCAGACCAAAAGAGACGAGAGAAAAUUUGCCUUAAAACUUGCCUGGCUUUGCCACCGGUCUGAAGUGGCCCGUUGAUCGAAAUCUAACGAUGGCAUGGAGUGGGGGCAAAGGCCUAAGUCCAGAUUCAACAGGAGGAGUCCUUCAGGGUUCACGUCUUGGGCUCCCCAUGGGAUGACAUUAGGGAGAGAGGCCAGGGUGCGGGAUGGGCAUUCAGGUCCAGCUGGUCCUCUGCCCGACGGCAAGAACAGCAGGGGACAGAGCGUGUGCAGCGGGAGCCCCGCCCUCGCGGGACCAGAAAGUCUGUGGUUUUAAUCCUCGGUGGCACCACACCGGCGAAAGGGUUUUUUUUUCAAAGAAAGAUGAGAUUGGCUUGGUUCUUCAUGAGCACGUUUGGUAGCGUUCUCUUUCUUUUUUCCUUGUUCAUUUCGUUGGGGGAAGUCUGUGCUGUGUUGGGGUCGUGAAGAGCGUCUGCACUCGAAACGGUUUACAGAAAUAAAUGGUUUUUUGUUUUUCAAAAAA